Molecule: messenger RNA, 627 nt
Organism: Carassius gibelio (silver crucian carp)
Lineage: Eukaryota; Metazoa; Chordata; Actinopteri; Cypriniformes; Cyprinidae
Gene: agrp
Product: agouti related neuropeptide
Exons: 3
Coding region: 64-450 (128 amino acids)
Biological process (GO): hormone-mediated signaling pathway; positive regulation of feeding behavior; neuropeptide signaling pathway
Cellular component (GO): extracellular region
Molecular function (GO): neuropeptide hormone activity; type 1 melanocortin receptor binding
Source: RefSeq, a predicted model, not a curated record
UUACAGUGCAUACAACUGGAUCACCUAAACUGUGGCUGAAGUUUAUCUUGUUUUGGGGUUUCAAUGAUUAUGAUGCUGAACAUAGCGAUCAUCAGCUGGUUUUUGAUGAAUGUCAUGGUGAUGGCAUCACAUCCAAACCUGAGACGUAGUGAAAACUCCUUUGCUCUAUCUGACACUGACUUACUACCUGGAGUGGAAAACUUUGAAAUAAACUCAGUAGAAGAAAAACUGCUAGAAGAGCUUGGAUCCUAUGAUGAGGAUCUGGGUAAAGCUGUACAGCUGCAGAGAAGAGGCACACGUUCCCCCAGCCGCUGCAUCCCUCAUCAGCAGUCCUGCUUGGGUCAUCACCUGCCCUGCUGUAACCCCUGUGAUACGUGUUACUGUCGUUUCUUUAAGGCCUUCUGCUACUGCCGUAGCAUGGAUCACACCUGCAAACAUGAGUAUGCAUAGAGCCUAUUUCUACACUGAAAUAACUAAUUGUGUCUUUACAUUUACAGUUUGUAACUCUAGAAUGUAUAUGUGGAUAGUGUAAAUAUACAGCCUCACACUAUCCAUAGGGAAGUUUGUUACAAUAUAACAAAUAUAAUGGUUGAUAAUGUUUAAUAAUAAAGCUGCACAAAGCAUAAA